AUGAUUGUGAACACGCUGAAGUCACACUGCCUGUUGGAUUAUGCAAAGUCAGUUGGCAAACAAAAUGAAAUGGCCGAGAUCCUGUUCAACGACUAUUUCCGUCAUGCAAAGAGAAUUGACCAAUCAGCUGUCCUGAAAGAAGCUGCCGAGGCCUGCCAUAUUGACUGGUCAGCAGCUGAUACCCACAUGAAUAACGCCGAGAUUGCAUCACGUGUGAAAAGAGAAGCUGGGACAGCUAGUGCCAGUGGUAUAAACGGAGUUCCACAUUUUAAUAUAUUCCUCAAGUCAAAUCAGGCUAGGUCCCAGCAAUUCUCAGGCGCUCAACCUGCGGCCACAAUAUUAAGUGUGUUUCAGAAAGUACUGAGCUUUGCCAAAUCCAGGGUGUAA
Molecule: messenger RNA, 387 nt
Organism: Paramuricea clavata
Lineage: Eukaryota; Metazoa; Cnidaria; Anthozoa; Malacalcyonacea; Plexauridae
Source: the annotation of a GenBank genome assembly